Messenger RNA from Anopheles stephensi (Asian malaria mosquito), 621 nucleotides. RefSeq names its product mediator of RNA polymerase II transcription subunit 11 (gene MED11). Bases 113 to 517 code for a protein of 134 amino acids. Gene Ontology annotation, molecular function: transcription coregulator activity. Gene Ontology annotation, cellular component: mediator complex. The transcript is spliced from 2 exons. Gene Ontology annotation, biological process: regulation of transcription by RNA polymerase II. NCBI's taxonomy places the organism in Eukaryota, Metazoa, Arthropoda, Insecta, Diptera, Culicidae. The record is from RefSeq and is a predicted model, not a curated record.
UGCCUGCGCUGCCAUCAUUUCCACUGCCGUGCUUUUUGACAGAUGUCGGUGUCGGCUUGGGGAGGAUUGUUUACAUUUGCUUCACCACACAAACAGUUCGGAGAUAGUCACGAUGACUGCGAUCGACAAAAUACAAGCUUUGGAUCACAUCGAGCGGGAAUUGAUCCUGUGCUUGCAAAGUGCCGGAGCCGCACUGAUGGAGCUGAGCAAAGAAAAGACGAGUCAAAAGGCUACCGAAACAAACGUUAAUCAGUUCCUUAAGUCACUCAACAAUGUCGAGACGAAACUGUCCGAACAAAUCAACUAUCUCACGCAAGUGUCCACUGGACAACCCCACGAGGGUUCUGGUUACGCAUCGGCCAAGGUACUGCAAAUGGCUUGGCACCGCAUUCAGCAUGUCAAGUCGCGCAUAAAGGACUUGGAAGAGUGCAAAAUGCGCUACAUACAGGCCAAUCGAAUGCAAAGUAACCGCGUUGGACAAAAUGCCUCAUCGAGCACGGCUGGUGUUAUGCUGUAAAGAGAGAGAAGCAUAGAGACACAGUAAAGUUAUCCGGCAUAAAUAUUCAAUAAAAAAAACAUGUAUUUCAUUCCUUGGCAUCUUGGCUAACAUUACUAACAUCA